Molecule: messenger RNA, 1443 nt
Organism: Dioszegia hungarica
Lineage: Eukaryota; Fungi; Basidiomycota; Tremellomycetes; Tremellales; Bulleribasidiaceae
Product: WD40-repeat-containing domain protein
Exons: 6
Coding region: 1-1443 (480 amino acids)
Cellular component (GO): nucleus
Molecular function (GO): protein binding
Source: RefSeq, a predicted model, not a curated record
AUGGCGCAACCCUCUCUGCUUCAGUAUGAAGCACCAUUCCAAAUAUACGGUCUCUCCUUCUCCAACUCCCCUCUCAAUCCCCUCCGCACAGCCCUAACCUCCUAUGCCGCCGGACCCAGCAACAAGCUCUCCGUGCUCGACACCCUCCACCCCUUCUCGUCCUCCUCUUCCUCUCACGCACAAGCGCAAUUACCCUCCGGUGCCCCGCAGCACUUCUACCAGCAAGCGAGCCAUGGCCUCAUGUUCCCAGCUACGAAAGUGGGGUGGGAGCCGGCCGAGUCGGUCGUUCAUGCCGGGAGAGAGGAGGAGGGCGGGCGAGGCGAGUUGUUGGCUACUACAGGGGACGUACUGCGGAUAUGGGAGGUCGGGCUGGACUGGAGCGAGGAGAGGGGGAGGGGGUUCGUGGGGCGGAGUAAUGGGUAUAAUGGCCAGGGACAGGGACAAGGGCAGGGGCAGAGCCAGCCACAGGGUCAUGCGCUGAGCACGAGGAGUGUCCUGACUAAUAGCAAAUCCCCGGCCAUGUCACUCCCACCCAUCACUUCCUUCUCCUGGAACCCCUCCUCUCCCAACAACAUCGUCACCUGCUCCAUUGACACCACCGCCACAUUAUGGGACAUCAAUACCUCGCAAGCUCUGACACAGCUCAUAGCGCACGACCGAGCAGUUUAUGACCUGUCAUGGCUCCCCCGUUCGGCCGAUAUCUUCGUCUCGGUAGGCGCGGAUGGGUCACUCCGGGCUUUCGACUUGCGUACCCUAGAGCACUCUACGAUCCUGUAUGAGUCGUCCUCGGAGACACCAUUAGCACGAAUAGCGUUCAGCAAUCGGGAACAGCACAUGCUAGCAUGCUUUGGUAUGGAAGAUAACAAAGUCCUCAUACUAGAUAUGCGGUCGCCUGGGCAUCCCGUUGCCGAGCUGGUAGGGCAUCAGGGACCUCUCAACGCCAUCGCGUGGGGAUCAGGCGGGGACGGGAAGGGCGAUACCGGUGGUGGCUACUUGGCGAGCUGCAGCGACGACGCCCAACUGCUCAUAUACGACAUGACCUCUCCCCUCCCCUCCUCCUCCCGACCGCCCUCUACCCAACCUACCCAAUCCAAAUCAUCUCAACCCAAACAAUCCUCCCUCAAACCCAACAACCACACACAUACCAUCCUCUCCCCUUCCGCAUCCCCCAACUUCCUGCCAUCGCGGGAUAACAGCCCCGCCCUCCUCCCUGCUUCGAUGCGGGGCGAUGGCUCGCGCUCCAGACUGUCCAAUACGUCGGGCGACGACCGAGGCGGCACACCCGACGGCGGAGCCAAUAGUGCAUCGGCAGAGGCGGCGGUGGAGAUUAUGCCGGCGCGAGCGUGGGCUGCAGAGGGAGGAAUCAAUAAUCUGGCUUUCGAUAGAGAAGGGGAAUGGCUCGGCUGUGUGAGCGGUAAUAGGCUUAGUGUGCUGCGUGUGUAA